GCGCUCUCACGUCCUUUUACCGUGUCAUAUAUCCUCUUCGCUCCUCUAUUAACUGCACGCGCAGCUACUUCAUAAGAGUUGCAAAAACUUUCAGAAACGUCUCCGGAAGAAGAAACUUUCACAAAUACAUAACUUUUUCUAUUCUUUGUGGACGUCUCCACCUGCGAGAAUGACGCGGAGGUCGUGCGCCAUCUACGCGGUGGGCGUCAUCUGCGCCACCCUGCUCGUUGUGGGCAUCGGCCUGAUGGCCAAGCAGGCAUUCCGCCAUCUGAUGCAUAACCGCCUCAAAAAGGAAAUUGUUUUGGUCGAGGGCAGCCGCGUUUUUGAGUCAUGGAAGAGGCCACCUCCUCCUGUGUACAUGGAGUACUUCUUCUUCAACGUCACUAAUGUAGAUGAGAUCCUCAAUGGCGGCAAGCCAGUGGUCAACCAGGUCGGUCCCUACACAUACAGGGAGUACAGAUAUAAGGACAAUGUGACCAUGGUGGACGAUGGCAAAAUGGUGUCAGGGUACAACACUAAAAGCUUCGUGUUCCUGAGGGACAAGUCUGUUGGCGACCCUGCGUUUGAUAACAUCACUACUGUCAAUAUACCCGCUUGGGCGGUGAUGAACAAAGUGAAAGGAAGCUUCUGGAAAGCCUCCAUGGUGUCCAUCUGGAUGAACUCUAUCGGGAGCGGCCUUUUCACCACUCGUACCGUGGACGAACUGCUGUGGGGCUACGAGGACCCCUUGCUGGUCCGCAUCGCUCCGAGCAAUCCGGAGGUCGAGACCACCUUUGGUCUAAUGUACAAGAAAAAUGGAAGCAACGAUGGGGAAUUUGUCUUUCACACCGGGGAGCAGAAUUAUUUGGACUAUGGCCGAGUGGAAACAUGGAAAGGCCAAAGCCAGCUGACCUUCUGGAAUUCAAACCAAAGCAACAGCAUCAACGGGUCUGACGGGAGCGCCUUCCAUCCCCUCCUGAAAAGAGACGAGCGCAUUUACAUCUUUACCCCGGACCUUUGCAGGUCCAUCUAUAUGGAGUUUGAAAAGGAUGUGGAGGUGAGAGGAAUUCCAGCAUACCGCUUCACACCACCACGCUCCGUCUUGGCCAGCAAAGAGGAGAAUCCGGCCAACGAGGGUUUCUGUGUCACUCCAAAGGAGUGCCUGGGAACGGGCCUCCUCAAAGUUAGUCCUUGUCGGAAAGGUGCUCCAGUUGUGGCAUCUUUUCCACAUUUCUACCUUGCCGAUUCCAAAUAUGCGGCAGCUAUUGAAGGAAUGUCCCCUGAGAGAACUCACCACCAAACCUUCCUUGACCUAAACCCGACCACUGGCAUAAUCGUACGUGCAAACAAGAGAGCGCAAAUCAACAUCUUACUGAAUAGGAUUUCCGGAUUCCCGAAAACCAGAAAUAUAAACGACACCAUAUUCCCUGUCAUGUUCCUGAAUGAGAGUGUGGUUAUGGACGAGACUUCGGCAGCGAGGGUGCACAAGCUGCUGACGAUCGUCUCGGUGGUGUCUAACUUCCCACUCAUUUUCGUGGCUCUUGGCGGCAUCAUGCUGGUGGUCCUGAUCGUUCUGCUGAUUCGUGAACGCAAGCAGAAGGCAAGUACUGAGGACAACACAUCUUACUCUCCCGUGAACGAAAAGGAAAAAGAAGACCCUCAAAACGGAACUUAUAUUGGUCUGUCGUCCAAGGUGGACGCGCAAGCCUGAUCAGGGUCUCAACCAUGUUUUGAAAUAGAAAAUGCCACUGCAAAUUAUCUACUUUUACUCCUCACCCAUGCUAAUGUCUGCCGGCUAAUAUUAGAUGGAACUUGUUGCUAUGAAAUACGACAUCAAGUGACUUUAAAAUGAAAGCAGACUGAAUUUGGGACAUAAAUACACACAAAAAAAAGUGACGAAAAUGGUGUAAUACUUGUAUAGCGCUUUUCUACCUCUUAAGGAAGUCAAAGUGCUUUACACUACAUUGCCAUCUACCUACUGGUGACACAGCACCAGGAGCAAUGUGGAGUUCAGUAUCUUGCUCAAGGAUACUUAGGCAAGUUCAUCAGGAUGGAGAAUCAAACCCACAACCUCUGGGUUGGGGGACAGCUAUUCCACCAUUGAGCCACGCCAUCCCCAGAAAAAGCUUAAUAAGAAAUCAGAUCCUAAUUAGAGUUCCUUUCUCAACUGCCUGGGCCCCACCCACUGAAAAAUGUCCAAACAGAAGAUGAUGUCACACCCAGAAUGAGCUGCAGAUUUCUGCACUCUGCUAGCAUGUGUAACUGUUCUGUCAUUCUGUCAACAUGUAUUAGCCAGUGCAGCACUAGAAAGCUAGACAUGAAUCAUCAAUUGUGGCAGUGGCGCAUUCUUUUUCUAUAUGCAAAAUUACAUUAGUGCAGUUAUUCUCAUUUACUUACAUGGUCAACAUUUCAUAGUACCUUUAAACCAAACAUGAUUGAAAUGGGAUUCUGAGAAAUAUUUCAGUAUUAGACUGUGGCAUCCGCUACUGGCUACCGGUUGUCCCUGGGUUACAAACAAGUUCCUACGUUUGUGACGUAACCCGAAUUUCCGCGUAAAUUGGAAUUGACCCUUUAAGUACCCCUAAAUACCCCCUAAAUCUCAAAACAACCAUCACAAAACAAUUCAAAUUCAAAUAUGCGUUUAUAACUAGCUACUGAUACAUCAAUAACAAUCCAAAAAAAAAAAAAAAAAAAAGUCAAAAUUACAUAACGUCAUACGUCGUAACCCAGGGACUACUUGUACUUUUUUUGAAAGCUCAUACAGGGAAGGAAAAUCGGCACCAUGUCAGUAUUAAAAUGCAAUGCAAACUGCAACUGCAUGUUACAAAAUGAUGUUUAUGUGCCUAAAAAGCAUCUUUUAUGUGUAGCAGUUUUUGGAGAUGCCCACAGUCGUCUCGUGAGCGCGUCAGACAAAAAGAAGAAAAAACGCUGUACAUUUUGUAAAAUAAGAAAGUCCUUCUCUUCUUGUAAAUUUUCAUGUAGAAAAUGUCCAAAUGAAGAACUUCAGGUGUAAUAGAGUGACUCAUCACUUUUAUCAAAGCCCUCUUCACAUUGCCGGGAAAAGCCAGCAUUUUUUUUACUACGCUGUACUACAUAAAUUACACUGACACAGAAUAGGCUGAAAAAGCUAAUGAAGCCCUUUACAACACAUGUAAAAAAAACAGCUUUUUCUGCCCUUUAUUUUUUGGGGGGGGGGCAGGCCGCUGUUUUUUAUAAGUGGCAGUAACCCAGAAUUGUAAGAGCCCCUAGGUGACAUGGAAGAAGGAAAAAAAACAGAGGGGGGGAAAAAAGUUUACGUUCAAUGCAAAAAAAAAAAAAAAAUUGUUUUUUUUUUUUUUUUUUUUUGCCCCGAUGUAAAAAAAACUUUUUUUUUUAAAUUUAUUUAUUUUUUGCUUGGACCUCAACUUUAAGAAAAAAUUUUUUUACUUCCGUGUCAAUUUUUUUUCCCUGGCUUUUUUUUUUUUUUUUUUUUUUUUUGCUCCGUCAGAAAACAGAAAAAUGUUUCGUGUCCCUUUCGGGGCACUUUUUUUUUUUUUUUUUUUUUUAACAUCAACUUUUAUUUUUCCUCUCUGUCUUUCUUUUCUUCUUCCAUGUCCCUUUAGGGGCUCCGUAGUCCGUACAGAGUGGGAGUGGCGUUUUUUUUUUUUUUUCCGCUUUAGUAUUCUGAUCUAAACCAGGGCAGAGCCUGCCCCUUUUACACUGUUUCUAAAAGCCAUACUUACGCACCAAAUCUGUGGUAAUACCUGCUUGUAAUUGUUCUGCAACGUGCAAAUUUGAGCCCUAACUCGUAAUGUGCCUCAACUAUUGUAUCUCACGUCAAACCAGUGUGUCAUUUACAUUUUUGAACAUUUGAACUUAAUUUGAUCUUCGUUGAACUUUAAAUGUCGCAACUGUUCAAUGUUUGAGUACUUUUUGCACAACUUUGUUUUCGAGCAAUGAACUUUGAAAUUUUCAGAGGAUGACCACUUUAAAGCCUUUCUGUGACACUUUUAGUCUCGUUUAUUAAAUUGUCUUUUGGAACACUUCAAAUUAGAGAAAUUGAAUUAUUCGCUACCGGUAAUUUUAAUAGAUUAAACUCCUGCUGUAAUUUUCCCCCUUUAGCUCCUUUUUCAAAAGUUCAAAAGUUUACAUUAAGUCAAAAUAAACAUGUGAAAAUUGUAGCAUAUUCUAGGUUCAUCGUGGAAUUUCACCCAAAAGCUUUUUGCGAUUACAUUGUUUUAUUACAUUUUUUUGAUAACACGCCAACAAAACAGAAUGCCAUAAAAGGUAUAUUGGAACUAUUAGUUUUUUCACAAAUGUACUUACUCAGAGUUCAGAUGAAUCUAAGGCAGUUUGCGCUGUGAUAUCAUUGAAAAAGGCAAAGAUAUCCAUCUUUACUGGGUCUUCUGUUCUGAUGUUCAGACUGGAGAUGGUUCAUGCAGUACUAGUGUAUUUUUUAUGUAGUUGAACUCAUACAAAUUGUUACUGUAAUGUUACCAUUCAGUGUUCUAUUUAAAAAGUGCCUCAGCCUCCAGUCCAAACACUUUUACCAGUAUAGAUUAAAUGUUUGUUUUUUGUUUUUUUUGUUUUUAAUUCAGUGCUGCAGUGGAGCCAUAGUGGUAGAGGCGCAAUCAAUUGCAGAAUUAUCCUGUCUGUAAAUACUCUUUUUAAUGAUCUGUUCUUGCAACCAAACUCAAUCAUAAAUCAAGUGUAUAGUUUUGUUUGCGUUGUCUCUUAAGGUUUUUAACAUUGUUUAGAAAAUUGCUGCUCAGAAAUUACAUUUUUGAACACUGCUGAGCCCCAUUUUUGCCAUUACUGUAUUGUCCUCAUGUUACUGUGCUAUUAUAAAUUGGGGACAGGCAAAACAAUCAAGAAGUAUUCCGUUGAACAUGUAGAAUCAUCUCUUGAAACAUAAAUUAGAGCUAAGAUUCAUUCAACUAGCUUGCUGCCCCCCCCAAAAAAACGCAGAGGAAAAUUUUUAAUUUGUUUAACUACAGCGAGGAGCAGAAGUAUUUGCACCCCUUAUGAUUUUGAGGUCUGAAAUUUCAAUCAUAGAUGCAUUUUCUCUUAGAACAAAAAAAACAACAUCUCACAUUGUAUGAUUUUUCAAUAAUUUAUUUGUAAUUUACUGGGGCUCAUAAGUAUUUGUACCACUGACAAAACAUUUGCUAAUAUUUAGUGCAGAAUCUUUUGUUUGCAAUUACAGAGCUCAGAUGCUUUCUGUAGUUCUUCACCAGGUUUUCACAUAUGAAAACAGGGAUUUUGGCCCCUUCCUCCACAUAACUCCUCUCUAGCUCUGUCAGGUUUCAGGGCUGUCGUUGAGAAACACGAAGUUUCAGCUCCAUCCAAAGAUUUUCUAUUGGAUUGAGGUCUGGAGACUAGCUAGGCCACUCCAGAACCUUGAUAUGCUUUUUACGAAGCCAAUUCUUAGUUAAUUUGGCUGUCUGCUUCGGGCCAUUGUCAUUUUGGAAGACCCAGUCACGACCCAUUUUCAAUGUUUUAACUAAGGGAAGGAGGUUAUUCACAAAAAUCUCACAAUACAUGGUCCUAGUCAUCCUUGUCUUAAUACAGUGUAGUCAUCUAGUCCCAUGUGCACCCCCAAAGCAUCCCCUUGCUUCACAGUAGAGAUUGUGUUCUUGGGAUAAUACUCAUCAUUCUUCUUCCUCCGAACACUAUGAGUGGAAUUAAGACCAAAAAGUUCCAUUUUGAUCUCAUAUGACCACAUGAGUUUCCCCCAUGACUCCUCUAGAUAAUCCAGAUAGUCAUUGGCCUGGACAUGUGCUAGUUUAACCAGGGGAACCUUCCGUGCCAUGCCUGAUUUUAAACCAUGAUGUCUUAGUGUAUUACCAACAGUAACCUUUGGAAAGGAUGGUCCCAGUUCCUUUCAGGUCAUUGACCAACUCCUCCUGUGUAGUUCAUGGCUGGUUCCUCACCAUUCUUAGGAUCAUUGAGACCCUAUGAGGUAGAUCUUUCAUGGAGCCCCAGUCUGAGAGAGAUUGACAAUCAUGUUUAGCUUCUUCCAUUUUCUAAUAAUUGCUCCAACAGUAGAUCUUAUAUCACCAAGCUGCUUGGCAAUUGCCCCGUAACCCCGUCCAGCCUUGUAGAUGUCGACAAUUCUGUCUCUGGUCUCUUUGGACAGCUCUUUGGUCUUGCCAAUGGUAGCAGUUGGAUUAUGAAUGUUGGGUGUACAGAUGACAAUAAUGAGCUCAACUGGGUGAUGGGUGGGUUGUAACUCAUAGGGUAAAGGUAGACUGAGAAGUCUUCGAGUGUCAUAAUUAUUGCUGACUCUCAGGGGUACAAAUACUUAUGAACCCCAGUAAAUUACAAAUAAAUAAUUUAAAGAAAUCAUACAAUAAGGUUGCUGAAUUAUUUUUAGAUGAGUGGAAAUGCAUCUAUGAUUGAAAUUUCAAACCUCUACCUAUUUUUUACGUGGGUGAACUUGCAAAAUCACAAGGGGUGCAAAUACUUUUGCUCCUUACUGUACAUAAGUCAUGGUAAAAACUUUUUAAUUCCUGAAAUUGUAAUUUUGAAAUUGGCCAAAAUAAUGAGUAUAAUGAACAAAAACAAUGGAAAAAAACAUUAUAUAACAAUACAUUUGUUUUUCAGGGAGGAAAAAAAAUCAAGUUAAUGUUACAUGAACGAAAUUGUGUUCUUAAAAACAACAUGAGGGAUCGCUUAUAAACCACAUCUUGGCGUAAUGGAAGAAAAAUUGAGCACACUAGUAUUUUGUUUGACAUCUAAAGUAUUAAAUAUUGUGUAAUUUCAUAAUUUUCCAGAAUGAUUUGUUUAGAAAAGUAUCUAAAUUACUAUAAAACGUUAUGAAGAAUGAGGUGCGCAACAUCUAUAUUAUUUUUAUUGUCUAAAUACUGUAAGUUGUAAAAUACAUCACAAUAUCACAAGUUGUAUUUUACAGAAAAAUACGCAAUGACAAUGACUAUCGGCAGCAUUAAACAGGCAUGGAAGAAAGUAGUUCAGAACAUUCAUGUUUAAAAUGGACAACAUUUAAUUAUGUUUGUAAUUUUCCUUAGUCGAUGAAGAAAGUUUAGUGCUCAUCCCUUGUUUUCAUGAUAACAUAUGAAGGACUGAAAUUUCAUUAUAUUAAUUUUCUGUUUUUAAUUUUUCCUGUUUGAAGUAAAUUCAUUACUUAUAGAUCUUUUGACAAUGUUGACGAUUCAUGGAGAGUGCAUCCUGUAGUCUAAAUUCACAAUCAUCUGAUGAUUCAAAUCCCCACCUUUGUUGUGUGUGUGUAAUAAUUUUUAUCUUCAAAAACCAAAAAGCAAAGCACAAAAUGGACACCUCACUGCUGAUUACAGACUGUACUUUAUGACAUUAUCGUUAUUUUUUUAACCGCAUAUGUAUCCUAAUUGUUGUUCUUUUUUGUGAGAUAUUGACUUGUUUUUACUGUGUACACGGAAUAAAAAAAUAUAGUUCUAGUGGACUGAC
Corythoichthys intestinalis (scribbled pipefish) is the source of this 7401-nucleotide messenger RNA. Its product is annotated as lysosome membrane protein 2-like. Gene Ontology annotation, molecular function: scavenger receptor activity. The record is from RefSeq and is a predicted model, not a curated record. The coding region runs from base 170 to 1690 and encodes 506 amino acids. Gene Ontology annotation, biological process: protein targeting to lysosome; receptor-mediated endocytosis. Gene Ontology annotation, cellular component: lysosome; plasma membrane; cytoplasm. NCBI's taxonomy places the organism in Eukaryota, Metazoa, Chordata, Actinopteri, Syngnathiformes, Syngnathidae. The transcript has 12 exons.